Seminavis robusta is the source of this 1800-nucleotide messenger RNA. NCBI's taxonomy places the organism in Eukaryota, Bacillariophyta, Bacillariophyceae, Naviculales, Naviculaceae. The record is from the annotation of a GenBank genome assembly.
AUGAAGUUCACUUCUUCUAUCAUCAAGCUGCUCUCGUGGUCCACAUGGACCACCGACAACUACAACAGCAACACCAAGAAGACCCCCGUUCUCCAGGUCGCCAAGGAGAUGACGGGCAACAACAACAACAACAACGACAAGGACGUUCCUGUGGCAGAGGAAGUCCCAACAUUCCAACUGGACGAGUUGGACAAAGAUGUCGUCCAAACCGCGGCACUGUUGCACACAGAUGAAACCAAUCCUGAUGUGGAGUUCCAGCAGCACGGUCGCUUUCUAGGUGCCUACGACCUUUCCCUGGUUCCUUCGGAUCAGCAUGGUCACUACGGAUACGACAACAACCAGCACCGGCCCAAGGGCUGUCGCAUCCAACCCAGUCAAUCAGCCAACGCUCGCUGGAAGACCCAUUACGGUCAAGACACCGAACGGAGCAAUGGAAACCGUUUAUCCUUUGCUCCCGUCAACACUGUAGUGGGGUACUCUUCUGACAAGAGUGAACAAGAGGAAAACAGCAGUGUCUAUCGAGACAUGAAGAAACAUGUGCCACAGGCAACAAUUGAAUUCUGGCAGGAAGCCCAACAACAAUUCAUUUCCGUCGGCACACAGACACCCCACGAACGCGUCUUGGAUCUCAUCCAGUUGAUUCAAGAGUACGGAUACCAACAAGUGGCCAAAUGGAUCACCAACAACAAAUGGUUCCAAAGUGACAAAGCGUACCUACGACAAGCCAAACUGUACAUUCAAAUUGAUGCCGUGCAUCGAGACCUCGAGGGACUUGUCAAAUUCAUCAAGGCGAAGAAAGGAAAUGACAAGCAAGUCUCGCACUGGUUCAUGGUCAACAAAAAGAACACUUACAUGUUCGAACUCGCCAUGUGCCACUUGCAUCUCGGUGGUAUUCAGCGCAACGCUGACGACAAAAUUUGCACCUUGAAUACGCGAGAACAGAUUGCCAAUCGACGAUUUGUCUAUCGCAAGGUCAAGGACGUCUGCAUGGAAGAUGCAGCACCCGUAGUAGUAGAACAACAACCAACAACAACAACUAAAGAGGUCGAGGCAAUAGAAAAAGUCUCGACCGUCGACGACAACAAGAUGGCAUCCGAUGCCACAACCACAUGCGAAGCAGCGGUGGUUCCCACAUGCACAGUAGUGGUCCCAUACAUUCAAAAGUGGCAUGUGAAACACUUCAAGAUCAGUGUGCAUGGACAACAACCGUUUGUAUUGGAGAUGCGAAUGAUGAAUGGUGUGCUACUUGGAGUGGCACCCAACGACAUUCUCGCUGCAUUGAUGAAGGAUGGUGGAGACCUUGUCAAAGAAUUCAUGCGGCGGCACAACACACUACGGUUGGAGGCAGGCGCUGCCUCGGACGAUACGGAUUACGAAUUCGUGACUGGCCAAAUGGUGGAAGUGGUAGAUGAUGAGGAACCACUACUGGUCGAGGAACAACAACAAGUUGAUGCUGAUGAACCACUGGUCGACAACCGAGUCGAUGAGGAGGACAAUGCGGACACAGCACAAUCAACAUUGCGGCGGUCAAAGAGACGCAUGGCGGCGAUUGCAUCUCAAAGAAUCGCAGAGCAAAUGAAGCCACGGCGGGUGGCAGAGCAACCUAGAAAUAAUACACGUAGACGCGCGGUGGCCAAGAAGUCGACAAAGCCAAAGGCGCAGGGCAAGAAGACAAAGGCAAAGAGCAAGAAGAAGACGACGAUACCUGUGACGGACACACAGCAGCAAACCACGGUUCAGACAACAACAACUCUUUCUGGACGGCAAGUCAGAAAGCCUGAUCGGUACAUUCCAGUCUAG